AUGGCAAAUUUCACGUACAGCAGGUGCCAGCGACAUAAUGAUGAAAAGAAAAUCAUGAAACUAAUGACUACUUUCCUCCUAGUCGUCAUUGUCAUCUACUCCUACCUGUCGCAAUUUAUCCUUUCUCGUCCCUCACUUAGUGUGGAACAAUCAUUCAGUUCCUUUUUUUAUUCCAGAGCUUCCAUCAUUAACCACAUCCUAUCAACUGGCAAUAUGGAAGGGAUGGAGAAUGAUGAUUCCAGUGCUGCAGUCACCUUUCCUAGUGAAGAUGAUCGGAGUUGUGUUUCCGAAACUCCGGCGCUUGACUGUUUUGGUGUUGGCGUCCCUCCAGCUUCCCCUCAAGCAUCUCUGGCACAAGGAGAGCUGGAGCUGGAUUCUUCUCUUUCACAGACAUCUCAAUCCGGCAUCAUCGACGCGUCUACUUCCCCCGCGGAUUCCAAGGCACCUUUCGUGCGUGGACAUCGCCGUCGCUCCACCCACGUCAGUCGUCGUGACCUUGAGAAAUUUAGAACGGAAGUCCUAGGUAUUGUUUCAGACCCUUCUCUCUGGUGCGAGGAGGCUGGCGGAUCUCCAGCAAGCAUCAAUCCGUCUACACUCGACGAAUUGAACACCGCCUUCGCUUUCGCGAGUAUGUCCCUGAACAAUAGCAGUGGUAUUCCUAGCAACAACCCUGGUUCGGGCAUGUUCCCUAAUUACGUCGACAACACCGCUAAUUCCGCAAAUUUGCCCAACGCUUCUCGUCAGUCGAUGUCUCCCGCCAUGCCAAGCCCCUCGACUCAGGUCAACGGUGCUGGAAUGCCCGGUAUGAACGCUGGCAUACCUAUGAAUGCAGGCCAUCAAAUGGAUCUUCAUCACCUGUACGAGAUGGUGUUGGAGCUGAGUGAGGUCUUGAAGAACAACCGCGAGACGACCAAGAGCAUUGUAUCCACUGCGGAGGAAAUCAUGAGAUUACAGAAGCGUGCCUCUUCCGAGGGGACUACUCCCAGCUUGCAGCAGGUCAAUGGUGAAAUUUCCGCUGCCCGUAUCGCAGAACUCGAACGUGCCCUCGCGAAGGAGAAGCGCCUUGUGGAAAUUUUGAAGCAGGAGCAAGUUGAGAACACCAAACUGAUCGGGGAAUAUGAAGCAGCCGUUGGGACCAUGGUCGAACAAAUCCGCAACUACUGCCAGAACAACAACAUGAACUACCUGGCUCAGAAACGCCACUACAACAAUCUACUCCAGGCCGAACGCGACGCUCAUCUGGAAAGUCGUCUCGACCGCGACCAUUGGCAUGCUCAGACCAUGAAGUGCGCUGAGAUGAUCCGCACUGCCUACCGCCUUCGCUGUGAAGAGGAAGAGUUGCCCAUUCGUAUCGUCUCUGGUCUACAGAACGAGGUACGCGCGUAUCGCAAUGCCCUUGGUAUGGAGCCAGAAAAACCAGAGGAAGAGUACGGUUGGGAAAUCCUCAAGGAUGUGCCCCCAAGCGUUGACUAA
Aspergillus fumigatus Af293 is the source of this 1473-nucleotide messenger RNA. The record is from RefSeq and is a predicted model, not a curated record. Lineage: Eukaryota; Fungi; Ascomycota; Eurotiomycetes; Eurotiales; Aspergillaceae.